This is a messenger RNA of Histoplasma capsulatum G186AR, 4089 nucleotides long. Its product is annotated as phosphoribosylformylglycinamidine synthase. Lineage: Eukaryota; Fungi; Ascomycota; Eurotiomycetes; Onygenales; Ajellomycetaceae. Gene Ontology annotation, biological process: 'de novo' IMP biosynthetic process. The transcript has a single exon. Gene Ontology annotation, molecular function: phosphoribosylformylglycinamidine synthase activity. The record is from RefSeq and is a predicted model, not a curated record. Bases 1 to 4089 code for a protein of 1362 amino acids.
AUGACUUCCUUUCAGGCCACUUACCUCACGAUUCCUGGCUCAAUUGCCUUUACUCAAUCCCGAAGCCGCUCCAUUGCAGCAACCAUCGGUGUGAAGGAUGUGCGGGCCCAGUGGAUUCAUUAUGUUCAUGCUGCUGGGGAUUUGCAGCAAAGCGAGCGCGCGGUUCUAGAACAGCUUCUUCAUUACGGAGAUAUUGCAGGUGUGCCGGGCUCCUUUGAGUCAACAGACGGGUCAUUCAUUGAUUAUCACAUUAGCCCGCGAACGGGCACAAUUUCGCCGUGGAGUUCGCAAGCUACUGGUAUAUCUCAUGUCUGUGGCCUCAAAAAUACUAUCAAGCGUAUUGAACGCGGUUUGCGAAUCUCGUGUCUGCUUGCUGAAGACCGAAAAGAGUUGGAUAAAGCUGCUUUGGACGUUCUUCACGAUCGAAUGACUCAAAUGAUAAGUCAAGAUGAGCCAGAUCUUCACCUCAUGUUCUCAGAACAUCAGCCUCUUCCCCUUGAAACGAUACCGCUUUACGGUGAGAGCAAGUCCCCGAUUGAGGUGCUACAAGAGGCAAACACCCGACUUGGUUUGGCAUUGGACCAAUCUGAAAUCGAUUACCUGGUGGAUGCCUAUGCGUCUGGUGGCCCAGUGGGACGGCCUCCUACCGACGUCGAGUUGUUUAUGUUCGCUCAAGUUAACUCCGAACAUUGCCGUCAUAAGCAGUUCAAUGCUACCUGGAUCAUCGACGGCAAGGAGAAGCCUCACACUCUGUUUGGAAUGAUCAGGAAUACCCACAAACAGCAUCCAGAAUACACUAUUAGUGCAUAUAGCGACAAUGCUGCUGUCCUGGAAGGAGAAGUAGCUGGUUAUUGGGCGCCCAACCCACUCAAUGGAGAAUGGACUCAAACAAAAGAGCAGGUUCAUUUCUUGGCCAAAGUUGAAACACACAAUCACCCCACCGCGGUGUCGCCUUUUCCUGGCGCCGCAACUGGAUCCGGAGGUGAAAUCCGUGACGAAGGAUCUGUCGGCAGAGGUUCAAAACCGAAGACAGGUCUUACUGGUUUUUGCGUUUCUGAUCUAUUGAUUCCUGGACAUAAGCAGCCUUGGGAACUUGACGUUGGAAAGCCCAAUCAUAUCGCAAGCAGCUUGGAUAUUAUGCUUGAGGCUCCAAUCGGAAGCGCCGCGUUCAACAACGAGUUUGGAAGACCAUGUACUGCCGGUUACUUCCGAACCCUCCUUACCAGAAUCGAUAUCGGGAAUGGACAUUCAGAACUCCGAGGCUAUCAUAAACCCAUCAUGAUUGCGGGAGGUGUUGGAACUGUAAGGCCGCAACACGCACUUAAAAACCCACACGCUGUCAAACCGGGUUCAUUUUUAGUGGUCCUUGGCGGACCGGCUAUGCUCAUCGGGUUGGGUGGAGGUGCAGCCUCCAGCAUUGCAUCUGGGGAAGGAUCUGCUGAUCUCGACUUCGCUAGUGUCCAGAGGGGAAAUGCAGAGGUCCAGCGGAGAGCACAGGAAGUUAUUAACGCCUGCACGGCCAUGGGAGCCGAUAACCCCAUCAAGUUCAUCCAUGACGUCGGGGCAGGAGGUUUAUCUAAUGCUCUACCUGAGCUAAUUCAUGAUGCUGGCCUCGGAGCAAAAUUUGAGCUCCGUGAAAUUGACACGGCUGAUAGAGGUAUGAGUCCUAUGCAGAUAUGGUGCUGUGAAGCUCAAGAACGAUAUGUUAUGGCUGUCGGUGAGGAAGGGAUGAAUAAAUUUACCGCGAUCGUGAAACGGGAACGCUGUGGUUAUUCCGUUGUUGGCCGCGGGCUGGGACAGCCUGAAGAAGACAGGAGGCUUAUUCUUCUUGACCGGGAUUCGAAAAACCAACCCGAUCCAAUUGAUCUCCCCCUUUCGGUCCUCUUCGGCAAACCACCGAAAAUGACGAGGAACGUAACAUCUAGACAACUUUCUCUUCCUCCUUUCGACUCUAGCCUUCAGACUUACUUGCCCAACAUCCCUAAGGAUGGCCUGCUUAGCGAAGCCGUUACUAGAGUCCUCAAUCUACCGGCUGUUGGUUCGAAAUCGUUCCUCAUCACCAUUGGCGAUAGAACCGUAGGUGGACUCACGGCAAGGGAUCAAAUGGUUGGGCCUUGGCAAGUUCCCGUGUCAGACGUGUCUGUUACGGCAACAUCAUUGCUGCAAGGGAUGAGAACUGGUGAAGCUAUGGCUAUGGGAGAGAAGCCGACCUUGGCCCUAAUUUCGCCAGCUGCUUCUGCAAGAAUGGCCGUCGCAGAAUCUAUCCUGAAUAUCGCUGCUGCAGAUUUGCUUGGUCAAUUGGCCCGUGUCAAGCUCUCUGCCAAUUGGAUGUCAGCCGGAAGCCAUCCCGGAGAAGGUGCUGCGAUAUACGAAGCUGUUGAAGCCAUUGGAUUGGGUUUAUGCCCACAGCUGGGUAUUAGUAUACCUGUUGGAAAAGACUCGAUGUCAAUGAAGAUGAAAUGGAGGGAUGAGAAAUCUAAUGAGCCGCUUGAAGUUACAGCCCCCUUGUCUGUAGUGAUCUCAGCAUUUGCGCCCGUUGGCGACAUUCGUAAAACUUGGACACCAGCCCUCCGCAGCUUCGAGGAAGUGGGAGAAACCGUGAUUAUGUUCGUUGAUCUAUCAUUUGGUCGUAAGGCCCUUGGAGGAUCCGCACUGGCACAGGUGUUCGGACAAGUGGGAAAUCAAUGCCCAGACGUCCAUGAUGUUGAACUUCUGAAAGACUUUUUCGACGCUACCCAACAGCUCCAGGAAGCCGACAUUGUCCUUGCAUACCACGAUCGAUCCGAUGGAGGCCUUUUCACAACUCUUGCCGAAAUGAUGUUUGCUGGUAGGUGUGGAGUUCAAAUUAUGCUUGAUGAUAUAUGUCAAAGCUCCGAUACCCACCACGCUCUCGAGACUCUUUUCAAUGAGGAACUUGGUGCAGUAUUCCAGGUCCGUAAGAAGCAUGAAACUCAAUUCCGAAGCUGCUUUUCAACUUGUGGCCCCCCACCUGGAUUGAUAUUCCGAAUCGGUCGGGUAUCCGACAAAUCCAAGCAAAACCUGGCCAUUUAUCAUGAUUCCACUUUGAUCUAUCGGAAUUCCCGAGCCCAGCUGCAACAGACAUGGGCCAGCACAUCCCACCAAAUGCAACGACUCCGCGACAAUCCCACAGCCGCAGAUCAAGAGUACGAAAAUAUCCUUGACGACAAAGAUCCUGGCCUGUCAUACAACCUCACUUUUGACCCCAAGGAAUCAAUAUUGCCAUUAAUGACUAGCCUUACCUCACGCUUUUCCCCCUUCUCUACGAAACCUCGAGUUGCAAUCCUCCGCGAACAGGGCGUGAACAGCCAAGCUGAGAUGGCCUUCGCUUUCAACAUGGCCGGCUUUACUGCCGUCGACGUGCACAUGACAGAUAUUAUAUCUGGACAAGUGUCCCUCACAUCUUUUGUCGGCAUCGCAGCUUGUGGCGGCUUCUCAUACGGUGAUGUCCUGGGUGCAGGCCAGGGCUGGUCCAAAUCAGUUCUCCUGCAUAAAGAAACCCGGAACGAAUUCCAAUCCUUUUUCCAGCGUCCAGAUACUUUUGCUCUCGGCGUUUGCAACGGUUGCCAGUUCCUUAGCCGUCUCAAGGAACUUAUCCCUGGCGCCCGGCACUGGCCUAGCUUCGAACGAAACGAGAGCGAACAGUACGAAGGCCGUGUUUGCAUGGUAGGCAUCAGCGAUCCGGACCCAACAACUCCCAGCGUUUUCCUUCACGGCAUGCACGGCUCCAGCCUGCCCAUUGCCGUCGCGCAUGGCGAGGGCCGCGCAUCGUUCACAAACUCGAGUUCGGACGCAGAGAGUCUUGUGAAUCAAAAUCUCGCCCCGAUCCGCUAUGUGGAUAACUCCUCGCUGAAACCUACGAUGAGAUACCCUUUCAAUCCUAAUGGUAGCCCAGGAGGUAUAGCGGGAGUCCGAACUCCGGAUGGUAGAGUCCUGGCUCUUAUGCCGCAUCCAGAGCGGACUGUCAUGGCGGGGAUUGGAAGUUGGAUACCGCCCGACAAGGUAGAGGAAUGGGAUGAUAUUGGUCCAUGGGGGAGGUUUUUCUAUAGUGCAAGAAGAUGGGUUGGCUAG